This is a messenger RNA of Suillus bovinus, 438 nucleotides long. RefSeq lists its product as uncharacterized. The transcript is spliced from 2 exons. Lineage: Eukaryota; Fungi; Basidiomycota; Agaricomycetes; Boletales; Suillaceae. Bases 144 to 383 code for a protein of 79 amino acids. The record is from RefSeq and is a predicted model, not a curated record.
ACAUUGAAAAGCUGUGUUCUUUGAUGAAAGAUACCAAACAAAGCUCACAGUAUGAUAUCGCGUGACUAUAUAGGGUUGGUCCACUCUAUCCCCCGGGCCUCAAUGCGAUUCCCCGGCACUCGAGGACCCACCUGUAAUUUGCCAUGUCCACAAACUCGCAGGCACAGAAGUCUGCGAGCGAUGCCUCUGUGCAUUUAGCCCUGGCAUCAUUCACCCUAGUGGUCUACGAUCACAUUAUCACGCUCUCUCAAGAGAUAACCUUCUUCUGGGUCGGGCCAUGGUCAACUUCAAGAAUACUAUAUCUCAGUGUAACGCAGUCAAUGACUUAUAUUCUGCCGCUGGUGCUUAAUCGUGGAUUUAAUAGAUCCGAUACUUGGCUCUAACACAAAUGGCGUGCGUGUUUGAUUCUAUCUCAUAACAUCGCCUCAGUUGAUGAGA